Molecule: messenger RNA, 2646 nt
Organism: Ruditapes philippinarum (Manila clam)
Lineage: Eukaryota; Metazoa; Mollusca; Bivalvia; Venerida; Veneridae
Exons: 2
Coding region: 144-1580 (478 amino acids)
Source: RefSeq, a predicted model, not a curated record
UUAUUUUUCAUCAAGCCUUCGGCUUCACAUGUACAAAAUAGCAUUUCAUUUUGAAUUUAUGGUUUAAGUCGCGUAUUCAAAGGUUUAAAUUUCCCGCUAUAUCACGGACAUGCGCGUGACUACCGGAAGUAAUAACCGGAAGCAUGAAACACAUGUUUUCACUUUUUGUUUUGGCGUUGUGGUUGUCGCGUGUUUUUGAAAGUUUUAGUUAUUUUAAAAGUUAUUUUGCGUUUAACCGCAUUAUUAUGGCCCAAGAGGCUCUUCUCGAUAGGAUAGACCUUCAUGCUUCGGGUGAGGAGGGAGAUUUUUCUGGGUUUUCGGACCAAGAAAUUACCGGUAAGAAAGAGAAAAAGUCUUCGGACAAAAAACGGUUAAAAUCCGUCGUGGUGGAGAAAGAAAAUAAACCCCCUCGUGGUAAAGGCAAAAAACAGUCAGGUAAAACUUUGAAUACUAAUUCUUCGGAAAUAUCGGACAGAAAUUUAUCCUCGGAUAAAUUUGAUUUGAAAAACUUAUCUAAUAAGGAUAUUGAAGGUCUUAGGACUCUUCUUGGUAUACAGCCUGUUGUUCAACAGAAUCCUCAGUUUCUCCCUGAUUGUGAUAACUAUGACUAUAAUGAGGAUAAUUAUGAUUAUAUGGAUGAUGAAUCUGUGAAUGAUAACUAUUCUGCUGUUCCUGCAGCAUUAAAACCUAACCUUAGGGUGGAGGUUGCUGCCCAAGAUGUUGAUAUUGAAGAUACAGGGAUUCGUAAUCUGUCAAAAGAUUUUUCUUCGGCUUUUGACGAUGGUUGUACUGAUAAUAGACUUGAGUCGGAUAGUGAUACAUGGGAUCUUCCCAAAUUAAAGAUACCAGAGAAAGGUGAGCCAGUGAAUGAGUCCUUGGCCAAUUUAAUUAACACGGCAUUUACUGCCCAGUGUGACUUAGACUCUAUUUUGAAUAAGUACCAAGUACCUAAGAAUUGUGACAGGGCCAUUCCGCCCAUUGUUAACCAGGAAAUAUGGAAAACAUUAGACAAAAGAGCCCAUUUUCAAGAUAAGUUUAUGGUGGACAUACAAAAUCUUGUGGUUUCGGGCCUAGGUCCAGUUGUUAAGUUGCUUGAGUUUGUGAAAAAGAACAAUCUUAUGAAAAAUGAGGCAAAAUGUAUCUUCUCUGACCUGUUUACUGUUCUGGGUCAGGUGCAAUACAACCUCAGUUUGAGGAGGAGAUAUCUUAUAAGACCGUAUUUGAAGAAGAAGUAUUCUUCAUUGUGUAGUAUUUCGAUGCCUAUAACAACCAAACUUUUUGGUGAUGAUGUUUCAAAAGAAGUCAAAAGUUGUGAUGCUUUAUCGUACAUUGGUAAGGAUUAUACUUACAGCAAUUAUAGAGGUGUCCAGCGUAGACGCUCUGGUCGAGGAUUUGUUAACUCAAAUUUUAGUAAUUACGGCUACCAGUCAUCUACAUACAAUCAGCGUUCUGGUUUUAGGACUAGACCGUAUCCGUUACGUGGACAAUCUUUCAAGAUUGGUCUAGGCGGACGAGGAAGAGGUAUGAGAAGAGGUGCCUUGGCUUCUGCUACAGCCAGUGCCCCAAACGAUCAGGAAUAAAUGAAAGGGUUACCCAGACACAGAGAUCUUCUAGUGUUGCCGCACAAUGGAACAUUACACCCAUUAGGAAGAAAAUUAAAAAUGAUUGGAGUGGUGUUAUCAGGGAAAGCCUGCAGAGUAAGGGAAUUUCAUCAAUUGUUGCAGAUUUCAUCGCAGAAUCUUGGUCACAGGGCACAAGAAAACAGUAUAGCAGUGCCUGGAAAAGAUGGUAUAUGUGGAAUUCUAUUAGAUGUUCCAGUCCAAUUUGUUCGUCUGAAGGUGUAGUCGUGAGUUACCUGUAUUUUUUAUUUCAAUCUGGUAUGUCUUAUUCCGUUAUAAAUCUUCAUAAAGCGAUGUUAAUGCAAACAUUGUCCUUAUUGGGAAAUACAUGGUGCAGUGACAACAAAAUGAUUGUAAGAUUCAUGAGAAGUGUAUUUUUACAUAAACCGGCUAAACCGCGUUAUAUAAUGAUUUGGGAUGUUUCUGUUGUUUUGUGUUAUUUACAAAAGUUAAUGCCAUUAUCUAGGUUAUCUUUGAAAUUAUUAACUUUUAAAACCUUAGCCUUGAUUGCUCUUGCAACUGCACCAAGAGCUCAGACUUUGUGUUCUUUAACUUUAGACAAUAUGUUUAUUCAACAACAGGCAGUUGUUUUCACAUUCACGGAUAUUUUGAAGACAUCCAAGACAGGUCAAUAUUACUCUAUAAGGAUAGAGCAUUAUCUGGAAGAAAAUAUAUGUCCAAUGCAUACUCUACUUUAUUAUGUUAAAAAGACUGCUGAUAUUAGAAAAAGUAAAAAGGUGUUUGUUUCAUAUGUUACCUUUAAUGCUGUUUCUUCGAGCACUUUGGCAAGAUGGUUAAAAAAUGUGUUAAGUUUAGCAGGGAUUGAUAUAACUAAAUAUAAGGCACAUUCUUAUAGAGGAGCAUCAGCUUCGGCUGCCUAUAAUAAAGGAUGUUCAAUAAGGGAGAUUUUAAAAACUGCUGAUUGGAAAUCAUCUAAAAAUUUUCAUAAGUUUUAUUGUAGAAACUUAGAAUCUGGUAUUUCUUAUAAUGAUGCUGUUUUUGGAACAUAGAAUAUUUUUUGGGGUAU